AUGUCGAAGUUUGAACAAUUUCCGGCUGAAGUGUUUUAUCUUAUUCUUGAUUAUUUGAAAACAUGGGAGAUUUUUUACUAUUUUUACAAUCAAUCGCAACGGAUGAGUAUGCUUUUACUCAAUUAUUCUCGAUAUCGAAUAGAUUUUCGUUCAAUUUCACGAGACAAUUUUGAUUUCUUUCUGGAGAAAAUUCGUCUAACGAACAUCAUUUCCUUAAUUCUUUCUAACGAUAAUCAAACUCCAGGUCAAAUUCCAUUAUUUCUUUCUUUAAUAAACUCUUCUGAUCUCUUUCGACUUCAUUAUUUAUCUGUUCUUCAUAUUGAAGAACAUCAUCUACUAGAAUUUCUUCGUCAUCUCUCUCGAAAAGAUCUCAAAGCUCUAACCAUUCAUUGUCAACCUUCGUUUCGUUUUCGUAAUCACGGCGUCGAACUUCUUUGUCUUCUCUCGUCACUUAUCUUCCAAUCAGAACUUCGUUAUCUUUAUUUCAACUUCUGGGUCUUCGAAAUGAAAAGUCUCACUUGGUCAAUUCAAUCGACUCUUCACUCUCUUCGCACCGAUCUUUCAUCAUUUUCCGAAUAUUGUCGUAUCCUCAAUUAUUUCGUCAAUCUAAAAACUUUAAAUUUAAACAAAUGUUCGAUAUUCGAUAUUGAAAAUAUUUAUUUCUCUUACAAGUUCAUGCCUCCGUGUCAUUUACAAUUGAAAUCUUUAUCAAUAGACAAGAUUUGCUAUGUUAAAAUGGAGACUUUAUCAUUGUUUUUAUCAGUUACACCGUCGAUUAAGUAUUUGAAAAUCAUCGGUUGCGGUUCGUUGGAAAAUCAGGCAUUUGACGGAAAUCAAUGGAAGGAUUUUAUCGAAGGAAAAUUACGUUCUCUCGAUAAGUUUCAGUUUUAUUUUCAAACGCAACGAAAUCCUCAAGUUGCCGUUGAAAAUGUUUCAUCGAUAAUAAAUUCUUUUUCUGAUUCAUUUUGGACUAAAAGCAAACAAUGGUUUGUCACAUGUGAUUUCAUUCGAAAUCUUCGUCAAAUUCGACUUUAUUCAAUUCCAAUUUGUCGAACGGAUUUUGAUUUAAUUCCUCAACGGAAUUUAUUCUCGCGAUCAACGUUAACUUCAACUACAACGAUGGAACCAAUACAGAAACUUCAAGUUAAUCUUUCGUCCGGUAUGACAGAAGAAAACUCAAUCCAUAAAAUAUCCCUUCCAAUCCGAGAUUUAUUCGACUCAUCUUCUCCUUCGAUAUUUCCGCAAGUUGAUGAGCUUCAUUUUGAAUUUGAUGAUCAAUCGCCAAUGAAUUUGCACGAGUUAAUCGCAAUUGAUCUCUCGAGAAUUGUGAAAGUUUCUUUAAAUAUUUAUUUUGAUCAAGAUUCUCAUCAUCAAGUUGUAAUCGAUGCGUUAAACGAUGUGUUUCAACGUAUGCCAAACGUUCAUACUGUUUACAAUAUGAAUCGCACAGUAAAUGCGAAAAUUCUUUGUUCAAUUAUUCCUUCGCAUAUUCAACAUUUACAAACAAAAGUCAAGGAAAUUCAUCAAAUGAAAAUCAUUUUACAGCAUUUUCAGUGUUUAUCGAGCGUAGAAUUCGAUUUUCUCGCUCGUUCGCCACAUUUUCCAAAAACUAUUAUCAAAUGGCUCAAAAAGAAGCAGAUUUUAUUCGAGUUUUACUGUACACAAUAUUCUUUACAAUUGUGGCUCGACAACAACUAA
Adineta ricciae is the source of this 1698-nucleotide messenger RNA. NCBI's taxonomy places the organism in Eukaryota, Metazoa, Rotifera, Eurotatoria, Adinetida, Adinetidae. The record is from the annotation of a GenBank genome assembly.